AUGGAAAGACUCUUUAGCGCGAGAGGAAAAAUAAUUUCGAAAUUAGAUUUUCUUUACGCUGGUGACAAUUGUAAAAUAAUGGCGACGAUUGUUGAAAAUCAACCGUGGAUUUCAAAAUUUAAAUCCAUGAGUCUGAUGGAAGGAUUUAAUUCGUCUCUUAUUUAUUUGAUGGAAUAUUUUAUCAGAAAUAUUCGGCCCACGGUAAACGAAUGUCAAACAAAACCGUUACGGGCGGACAAACUAAAAGGAUUCAUCAGUGAAACUCUACUCUUUUUCAAGUAUUAUUACAGGUCUCAUGAAGAGAAGUACGACCGAGCAAUUUACAUGGACCUAAUGUCUGAUUUAUUGGCUAUGUAUAUAGACUUAGAACUGAAGGCAUCAAAACGAACCUGUGAAUAUCAUGAAAGAAUUUCGGGUCGUUUAGCUUCGUAUCUUUAUAUUUAUUUAGAAAAUUCAACUGAGCACCUACUGGACACAAUCCUGAAAGUUCGAUUUAUGAGUUCUACAUUCUAUCAAAUAAUAAAUCCGAUUAUAACAACAAUAUUCCGCACAGUACCAAAGCAUCCGACCUCCUGUUUAAUGUACACUCGUUAUUUUCUCGUCUACCGAAUAUGGAAGAGGAUCACCAAAGAUCAAAAUAUUAAAAAUGAAAUAAAUGCCAAAGCAUUGGCUUCUCUUAAAUUACCUACUACCUCGUUUCCACAGUAUAUUAUUGAUCAUGUAUUACCAAAAGUGCCAAAUAUCCACCAAGAAAUAUCUACUAAAUUUAUGUUAUCACAACACAUGGAGUUGGAAAAAUCUUCAGCGGCAUUUAUUAAAUUUUGCCAUAAGUCUCGGGGAUUAAAAGAUUACGGCAAUAUUGAAAAAACCCGAUUAGAUAACACUACAGAAAUUUUAAAGCCUGAAGAUAAUUUAAAUGCAAUUUUAAAUUUAUCGAAGGGAAAUUCCAUUAAAAACAAUUAUUUAUUAUUUAGUAAUAGUAAUGACAGUAAUAAUAGUAGUGAGAAUAACAAUAAUAGUGAAUCAAAAGUUACCGUAAACAAUGAUAAUAAUAUUGAAGAAGAUAUUUCACUAGUAAAUAUAAUAAAUCCAGUAAAUACUAAUAACAAUUCGCGUAAGACAAUAAAAAAAAAUAACGUUGUACUUAUUGAUCUUACGUCGGACGAUACAAAUGGUAAAAUUAUAAAACAAAAAAAGCAAGAUCAUAUACGACUCAGUUGGUUACAAAAAAUAUCUAAACGUAAAAGUACCGCGACCAUUCAAGAUACCAGCAUCACGGAAGAUACUAAAACCACCAAAGAAGAUUCAUUACGGCAACUUGAAGAUAUACUUGGUAUUAAAUCUUCUACUGUAGAUUUAGAUAAAAGAGUCAAGACAAAGAAGAAACUUAAAAUGACAAUUUUGUCUUCGCCAGAAACAAGUCAAGAUAAUUCAAUAACUCCUAUUGAAGUAAAGAGAAAUGAAGAAGAUAUAAAAGUUGAUAUUAUUUCGAGUGAGCUGAGUUCUGUCGAAAUCAAUACUGUAAAUUUUGAAACAAAUGAAAGUCUAUGUAGAGAUAAUAUUACUUUGGAGUCUUCAGAGUCAAUAGAUGGCUAUGAAAAGCAAUUAAUUAAAAACUCAGAUAUUAUUGUUGAAGAGAAUGUUAAUUUAUCCAGUCCAAUGAUUGUUGAUAAUAAUAAAGAUUAUGAACAAGUUUUAACGACAUCAAAUGUUUCAAGUGUACCGAAUAAUGUUAUUGAUGCUACUAAGUGUAAUACAAACGUAUCAGACAAUGAGUACCUGGUUAUAAAGUACCGUGAGAAUGAAAAUAACAAGAGUGUUGAUGAAAAAAAAAUUACCGGUCAAUCUAAUUUAAAACUCCAAAGUACAAAUUUAGAAGUGAAUGAACACCAACGAAAUACCGUGCUGCACUUCAAUCAGACUACGGAAUUUGUUGAUUUCAAAAAUAGAGAUAAAGAAAACGAAGAGAAAAGAGAAAGGAAAAAAGAUAAAUUAAAUGGUAAAGUUGAGUUAAAAAUAAGCGAUGCAGAAUUUCAUGAAAAUAUUGACGGUCUCUCUUUGUUAGCAAGUGUGUCACAAAGGGUUUCACAUCUAACGACAAUAUCAAACGAGCCAACUAAAUCACCUGAAUUAAUUAAAGUCAAAGACUAUAACAGUUUAUUGACUCUCUGUGACAUCAACAAACAAGAGAAUAAUAUCCAUGAUAGUAACCACAAUAGUGAGAUGUUGCUGUCGAAUGAAGAUAACAGGUUCGUUAGUACUUAUCCUGAUGAUGAUAUCGACAAAGUGGCUUUUCAUGUGGAAGUAUCAUCUACUGAAGAUUAUUCUUUUAGCUUUCCAAAAUCAGAAUAUCAAGAGGCCUCAUCAUCAUCAUCAUCUCCUUUAUCAUCUUCGUCGAUAUCUUACUCCUAUAAGAAUAAUAAUAAUAAUCAUAAUAGUAAUAGUAAUUGUAGUAAUGAGAGAUCUAACGGAUUAACAACUACUUCAGUUCAAGUAGAAAGCACAAUGUCGUCAGAUAAAGAAGAAACAAAUGUUAUAUUAAAUGGGGAAACUAUUGUUUUGCUACAAAAGUCACCUAAUAGUAAUUUAUAUAUUAUAAAUAAAGCUGUUGAAAACAGAGAACACACUAUUAAUAAUAAUAAUAAUGAUGAUGAAAAAAUUUUGAAAGAAAAGAAUUCCGGAAAAAUGGACAAAAUUAAGAACGAUAGUUAUUUACGUGAACUAUACGAUCCGUACCGUAUUUCUCAACCUCUUUCCUCGGCAGGAUCUAAGAGUUUUGAGUUAGCACAAGAAAUUCACCGUACAACAAAAGCUGAGCUGGUAAGUGAAGCAAAAGCAUUGGAUUUAAAGAAAGUGGGUAAGAAUAAAAAUAGUUGUAGUGACAUCAAAGGAAUUUCAGCAAAUGGGAGACGUCGUAUAAAACAAGAAUUCAAUAGUUGUACGAAUGAUUUAUCAAGCCAUAUAAAUAACUCGUCUUAUGCGCAAGAUCAUGAUCCACAUAUACAUUUACCAGGAUCAAAUCCGCUAUCUACUUUGUACCAUCAUUCAAAUUAUGCAACUGGGGAUUUAUAUAUUUCCUGUCGUCAGAAUUGUAACUCUGUUUGUGUUCCUGUUAAUCAUCAGACUGCUGCUGCUGCAAUUCAUUCUAAUAAAAAAUCAACUCGGUGUACAUGCUUGAACUGUACUUAUGACAUUGUUACUCAUUGUAAUCAAUACAUGAUGCCAGCUGGUGAAAUGGUUACCGAGACAACUUCAGCUAUGGACCCAGCUUACUACAUUCCGCUCCAACAGUCUCCUGUCAUUCAAGACUGCUCAUUGAAUACAACACAUGACGAUAAUCAGAUUAAAAUUUACGAUGGCCAAUUAUUGUGCAAAAUAGAAGCUGAUAUCGAUAACGAACGGCAGCAGCAACAACCGCAGUCAAAACAACCGCAACCGCAACAGCAGACUAAAAUUUAUUCGCCUGAUAUUAAUAUCCAAUUACCGCUUAAAAAGCGAUUCAAGUCUAUCAUCACUACUGAUUUUGAAGCCACAACUAUUAAAGUCGAAAAAGAUGAUAAUACUUUUAUGAAUAUUGACAGGUCGAUUAUAUCAAUGGGGGGUACGCUUGAAACAAAUUCCAAUGAUAAUUUAAUUAAACGUAAAAUUAACUCUAAUAAUAUUAUAGAGAGAAACUAUGAUAAGAAUUUAAUUAACGAUGGUUACCAUGAUUAUAGUGAUAAAAGAAAGAGAAAACAUCAAACUAAUAAUAAUAUUAUUAUUUAUUCAGAUAAUAAUGAUGAGUAUGAUGAAGAUAGUAAUGAUAAUAAUUAUAAAAAAGUAAAUGACGGAAUUAUGAGGCCUUUGAAAAAACUAAAAGAACCAAAAUCUAGUAUGAAAAGUAUUAAUUCUGUUAGAAAAACUAGAAGUUCGCAAAGAAAAGUUCCAAAAAUAAAUUAUUCCUGUAUGGACGAUGAUGUUGAGGUUAACCCGUCCGUCGAAACUAAACGUAAGAAAAGAAAAACAAGUCGAUGA
Cotesia congregata is the source of this 4014-nucleotide messenger RNA. NCBI's taxonomy places the organism in Eukaryota, Metazoa, Arthropoda, Insecta, Hymenoptera, Braconidae. The record is from the annotation of a GenBank genome assembly.